AUGAGUUUUGACGUCUAUUUCUCAAAAGUUUCCGACAACAUGCCCAGUAGAACUACUAAGAACUCGACCAAAACCACCACCCCUGUAGAUGUGCAGGAUGAGCUAACUAACGUUAUUGAAGCUAACACCAUUGCGGAUCCAGGCACAAUGGACCUGGUGAUCCUAAAGAUGACUGAUAACAUUACUAAAGUGAUCAAUAUCAAGAUAGGAAUGGUCUUAGAAGCAAUAGCAGGCCAUUCAGCCAAACUACAGAAGGUUGUCAAGCGUGUUGAUUAGGCGGAAGGAAGAAUUGCUGCUGUGGAAACUUAAAGGCACUUGAGAAACAAAAUGCGCAAAAUGGCGGAGCAUAUUGAUGACUUGGAUAAUCGUGGACGCAGAUGCAAUAUCCUUGUGGUGGGUCUCCCGGAAAAUACUGAAGGGACACGUUCAGUUAAAUUCUUUGAGGAAUGGAUUCCUGGAUACCUACAAAUGGAUACUAAGACUGGACGUGUGAAUCUGGAUAGAGCCCAUCGCUCUCAAACAUCGAUACCCGGUCACAACCAACGCACACGACCAGUGGUUAUAAACAAGCAGUGCAUCAUGGACGCGGCCAGACGCAUCAGAUCUGACGGUAUUCAACGCCAAGGUCCAAGGGCCUCAUUCUUCAACGACUACUCCACGGCGGUUGUACGAAGACGCAAGGUGUUUGAUGAGGUGAAGACUCGACUCAAGAGAAUAAAGAUGGACUACGCACUGCUGUACUCGGCUACAUUGAACAUUAUGGUCAACGGAACGCCUAAGAAGCUUUACACACCUGAAGAGGCUGCUGCGUUUAUUGACUCUCUUGGGUAA
Molecule: messenger RNA, 831 nt
Organism: Coregonus sp. 'balchen'
Lineage: Eukaryota; Metazoa; Chordata; Actinopteri; Salmoniformes; Salmonidae
Source: the annotation of a GenBank genome assembly